Labeo rohita (rohu) is the source of this 2795-nucleotide messenger RNA. RefSeq lists its product as uncharacterized. Lineage: Eukaryota; Metazoa; Chordata; Actinopteri; Cypriniformes; Cyprinidae. The record is from RefSeq and is a predicted model, not a curated record. The transcript has 5 exons. The coding region runs from base 1145 to 1768 and encodes 207 amino acids.
GUUCGAGUUCCUGUUUUUAAUUUCCGGACAGUGACUGUUUGCUUCUUUUAGUACAUUUUAAAAGCAUAUAUUGACACUUCAUCGCAGAGUCGUUAGAGUGACAGAUCUAAAAGAUAUCUUCAAUUGUACCGAAUUGAUCACGGAUGUUUGGAUAUUAGUAAGCAUGGAUGUUAUAUAGACUACUAUGUGAAUUAGUUCUUCCUCUUUACGCUUUCAUUCUGUGGCCACCGGAAUGUAGAAACGUAUUGCGAUGACAGUAUAGAGCGACAGGAGAUGAAUAUAUUAUUAAGAAAAUAACGUGUUGACAUUCAGUUUGAAAUGUUAAGUAUAUCCAAUCAAUUUAUUAGUAUUGAUGUUAUGGUGAUGAUGAGUCUAUUUCCGAUGACGUACACAUGGGCUCUUUGCUACAUAUAUUUUCUUUGCUACAUAUAUCUACUUGUACAAACAAAGCAAGGUUACUAUGUUUGUGCUUUCGGUCGACAUCUGUGGUGUAGGUAAAGUUGCGGUGGAAAACACUACACGGAUGAUUUUAAAAGUUUGAGGUGUGCCAGUGGUUGCCUAGCUAGCUAACUGUCAGUCCACUGAAAAUUGCCAGCAAGAAAAGUGUCACCUUAGUCAGAAAAUCGCCUCCUGUGAAAAGGCAAAAGUGAAAGAAACAAAGAAGGAAGGAAAGAAAAAGAAAACGAUUGAAAAGAUGUUCUCACCCUGACAUGCUGUAAUUUUUUUUAAUGUUAAGUCAAGAGGUUACAUAUUCAGAUGUUAGAAUUUUGUAAUAGCACAAAAUUAAGAAAUUAACUCUGUAAAAACCAGCCUGGUCUGCCCUAUAUUUCUUGAUGGUAAAAUAAACAGCAACAUUUGUGUGACACUCAGAAACUUACAUCUGCAUAUGUUUCUAUUUUGUAUAUUUGUUUACUUCACUCUGUCUCAAAGUCAUUUUUGUUUCAUGGCAAGUACCAAUGCAUUUAAAAAAAAAAAAAUAGAAAUAAAAUAAAAAUCAUAAUUGGCUAAUAUAAUAGGCUUUUUAAUGACAGGUUUCAAUUGAGUCACCUUACUACACUGAUCAAUGAAAAAAUUCUACAAGACUGCAAGCUCAAAGACAUUUUGAUCUUUGUUAUUUUUAAAUCACUUCAUUCAUAACUGCUAGAUGGAGGAGGCAUAUGCAGCACUGUACCAGGAGUUUGUCCGUCUCCAGUCACUCUGCUUAAAACAAGCAGCAAUAAUACAACAUCUCUCUGACACAAUACAACGACAGCAAGGUUUGGCCACGAUUCCAGCUAGGAACUUUGAGAAGCCGUGUCAAAGCAUAGAGGAAAACUCAGGACACCUGCUCCAUCCUAAAGAAUGUCAUGAACAAGAGUUAAGACAUCCCACUGGACCACACAUACUGGACUCUCAAACUGGUAAUGAUCUCAGUCAUAUUGACAGAGGACUAAACCAACUGCAUUUUAACCUGGAUGUUCCAGAUCAGAAACAGGGUAACCGUGAUAAAGCAGAAUUCCACAACCCUGUAGAGACGACAGAAAACAGUGCCUGGGAUGACCUGAGAAGAGUUGAACAACAUUAUUAUGCUAACCAGACUUCACAAAGGCUGCGGAGGCCCUGGUCAUCUUCCUUUCUGGACAGUGAGUUGGUCAGUCAAGCCGGAGGACUGUUCAUGUCUGGAGUCACGCUGCAGUCGCAGGUGUGCGAGUUCUGUCACGCUGUAUUUCCUGGACACACAAGCACCCGCGGAGAGUUUCUGCGUCACCUCACUACACAUAUGACUUGAAGAAAAGCAAUGAUGGGAAUCAAACUCAUUAAAAAUGAAGAAGAGAUGACAGGUGAGCACACUCAUAAUGUCAGUAAUGGACAAUAGUAUAUUUUAUUUUAAAACCAUUUGAGCUUUGGUCAGUGAUGAUCAAGAUUUUUUUUCUAUUAAAUUGAACAGCACACAAAGCUGUAGUGCAAAUGCUUAGUAUGAUAAAUCAAGAAGAACAACAAAAACAUAUUUGUUUUUUAAUUUAUCAUGUUAUGAAUUAUCUCCUGUUAUUAUCUUAUAAUUAUUUGGUUACAUCACAAAAAGUGUCUGUUUUGAACCAGUAGAAUUGGUAUAAAUAUAUAAUUAUUAUAUAUUAGAAUGAUUUACUGUUUUUACCCAAAUGCUGCAUUUUCACUACCAUAAACCACAUGAUAUGAGUACAGUGCUGUCCUGCAAUUACAGAUUAAAUACAGUGGAAAAUGUUAGUAUGUGAGAAAUCAAUGGAUCAUACCAACAUGUAGCAUGAAUACUGUAAAACCUCAUUAGUUUAUCAGUGGUUGUGUUUACAUGUACACCAAUGCUAUAAUUGACAACAAGGCAUCAGCGGAUAAAGAUGCUUAAAUGACAUGGGCAAAUGUCUUUAGUCUUGUUUACGUGCUACUUAAUGUUAAUUUUUAGUAUUCACAAAAGAUUGUGUUUCAUUGCUUUAAAACAUCAAACUUGAAGGCACUCCAGUACACAUGGACAUGCUUACCAGUUAUCCUGCCUCCUAUUUUUGUAGACACAACACUUGUAGUAUAUCUGUUUCAGUUUCUUGAGAAAGCUAGCCUAAAGGGAUAGUUCACUGAAAAAUCUGUUGUUCCAAAUCUGUGAUUUCCUUUUUUUCUGAAAAACACUUGAAUAUUUUGUCUUUUGUCACAAGGAUUCAAUACAACACUGGACUCCUUUGAUUUUGAUUUCAUAUGGACAAAAAAGCAUUGCAAAAUAACUUUCAAUAUAUCCUCUUUUGUGUUCCACAGAAUAAAGAAAUUUAUUGGCCUAAAGGUUUUGAAUGACA